Trichoderma reesei QM6a is the source of this 3330-nucleotide messenger RNA. RefSeq lists its product as uncharacterized. The record is from RefSeq and is a predicted model, not a curated record. Gene Ontology annotation, molecular function: histone binding; ATP binding; ATP-dependent chromatin remodeler activity. Gene Ontology annotation, biological process: regulation of transcription by RNA polymerase II; nucleosome organization. Bases 1 to 3330 code for a protein of 1109 amino acids. Gene Ontology annotation, cellular component: chromatin; nucleus. The transcript is spliced from 3 exons. NCBI's taxonomy places the organism in Eukaryota, Fungi, Ascomycota, Sordariomycetes, Hypocreales, Hypocreaceae.
AUGGAUGAUAUUGACCGAGCUCUACCCCAGGACGUCGAUGAGACACCCGACUAUACCGACUCCGACACCAACCCCAACACCACAGCCAGCAGCGUAGUUGGUGAGCCUCUCACAGACGGUAGGAAGCGACGCAGCGAGGCGAACCAAUUGCGUCGGAGCAUCUUCGGAAAGAAACAUGACCGCCUUGGAGAGUCAAAGGAAGAUGAUACCAUUCGAAGAUUCCGUUACCUGCUCGGUCUGACCGAUCUGUUCCGGCACUUUAUCGAGACGAAUCCCGACCCCAAGAUCCGCGAAAUCAUGGCCGAGAUCGACAAUCAGAACGCCGAAGCCGCGCGAGCCAAGAAGGGCGCCGGCAGAAAAGGAGGCGCUACGAGCGAAAGAAGGAGACGAACCGAAGCCGAAGAAGACGCGGAGCUCUUGAGCGAUGAGAAGCACGGCGGAUCCGCGGACACAGUCUUCAGAGAGUCGCCCUCCUUCAUCCAGGGUACCAUGAGGGACUACCAGGUGGCAGGUCUCAACUGGCUGAUUUCGCUGCAUGAAAACGGCAUUUCAGGCAUUUUGGCCGACGAAAUGGGCCUGGGAAAGACACUGCAGACCAUAUCCUUCUUGGGCUAUCUUCGCCACAUCAUGGGCAUUACUGGUCCCCAUCUUGUCACUGUGCCCAAGUCGACGCUCGAUAACUGGAAGCGAGAGUUUGCGAAAUGGACACCGGAGGUCAAUGUCCUGGUGCUCCAGGGUGCAAAGGAUGAGCGCCACGAGCUCAUCAACGAGCGCUUGGUCGACGAGAAGUUCGAUGUUUGCAUUACGAGCUAUGAAAUGGUCCUGAGGGAGAAGGCCCAUCUCAAGAAGUUCGCCUGGGAAUACAUCAUCAUCGACGAGGCUCAUCGUAUCAAGAACGAAGAGUCUUCCCUGUCGCAGGUCAUUAGACUCUUCAACUCCCGCAACCGACUCCUUAUCACAGGCACCCCUCUGCAGAACAACCUCCACGAACUCUGGGCUCUUCUCAACUUUCUUUUGCCCGACGUCUUUGGCGACGCCGACGCCUUUGAUCAAUGGUUUUCAGGACAAGAUCAAGAUCAGGACAAGGUUGUGCAGCAACUCCAUCGAGUUCUGCGCCCAUUCCUGCUCCGGCGUGUCAAGAGCGACGUGGAAAAGAGUCUUCUGCCAAAGAAGGAGAUCAAUGUGUACCUGGGCAUGUCUGAGAUGCAGGUCAAAUGGUACCAGAAAAUUCUGGAAAAGGAUAUCGAUGCGGUCAACGGCGCUGGAGGCAAGAGAGAGUCCAAGACGAGACUCCUCAACAUCGUGAUGCAGCUGCGAAAGUGCUGUAAUCACCCCUACCUCUUCGAAGGUGCCGAGCCGGGUCCUCCUUACACAACCGAUGAGCACUUGAUUUACAACGCUGGCAAGAUGAAGGUCCUGGACAAGCUGCUUGCCCGACUGCAGAAGCAGGGCAGCAGAGUCCUCAUCUUCUCUCAGAUGAGCCGACUACUGGACAUCCUGGAGGAUUACUGCGUGUUCAGACAGUACAAGUACUGCCGUAUUGAUGGUGGCACCGCGCACGAGGAUCGAAUUGCGGCCAUAGACGAAUACAACAAACCUGGGUCAGACAAGUUCGUCUUUCUGUUGACCACAAGAGCUGGUGGUUUGGGCAUCAACCUGACGACGGCCGACAUCGUCAUUCUCUACGAUAGCGAUUGGAACCCUCAGGCUGAUUUGCAGGCCAUGGAUCGCGCGCAUCGUAUUGGACAGACGAAGCAGGUUGUGGUGUACAGGUUUGUGACUGACAACGCCAUUGAAGAAAAGGUUCUCGAGCGAGCAGCCCAGAAGCUGCGACUCGACCAGGUCGUCAUUCAGCAGGGUCGCGCUCAGGUUGCCGCCAAGGCCGCUGCAAACAAGGACGAGCUCUUGUCCAUGAUUCAGCAUGGCGCUGAAAAGGUCUUCCAGUCCAAGGGCUCUACAGACGACGCGGCGAACAAGGAUAAGGAGCUCGAUGAUGAGGACAUUGAUGAAAUCCUGAGUCGAGGCGAGUCCCGUACCAAGGAGUUGAAUGCCAGAUACGAGAAACUUGGCAUUGAGGAUCUCCAGAAGUUCACAUCGGAAUCAGCCUAUGAGUGGAAUGGAGAGAAUUUCGCACAGGCAAAGAAGAACAUUGGCAUGAACUGGAUCAACCCCUCAAAGCGAGAGCGCAGAGAGCAGAGCUACUCUAUGGACAAGUACUUCCGGCAGGCCAUGUAUCCCAACCCCAAGACCGAGGUCAAGCCCAAGGCUCCCCGAGCGCCUAAGCAAGUACCGAUUCACGACUACCAAUUCUAUCCUCCCCGUCUGCAGGAGCUGCAGGACAGGGAGACUGCCUUCUACCGAAAGGAGAUUGGCUACAAGGUGCCACUGGCAGAUGGCGACGAGGAUACUCUAGAGGAGCGCGAAGCUGAGAGGGCACGCGAACAGCAAGAGAUUGAUAAUGCUACCGCGCUCACAGAGGAAGAACGAGCUGAAAAGGAAGAGCUAUCCGCCCAAGGGUUUGGCAACUGGAACCGCCGUGAUUUCCAGCAGUUCAUCAACGGGUCUGGAAAAUACGGUCGUACCGACUACCAAGGCAUCUCCAACGAGAUUGACAGCAAGACGACGGCGGAGAUCCGGGCUUAUGCCAAGGUGUUCUGGCAGCGGUACAAGGAAAUUGCCGACUGGCCCAAGUACAUCAAGAUUAUUGAGGACGGAGAAGAGCGCACCAGGCGCAUCGACCACCAGGGCAAGCUUCUUCGCAAGAAGAUGCAGCAGUAUCGAGUGCCUCUCCAGCAGCUCAAGAUCAACUACUCGGUGUCUACCACCAACAAGAAGGUCUAUACCGAAGAAGAGGACAGGUUUCUGCUGGUCCUCCUGGAUCGUUAUGGCAUCGACUCCGAGGGCUUGUAUGAGAAGAUGCGGGACGAUAUCCGCGAAUCCCCGCUGUUCCGCUUCGAUUGGUUCUUCCUCAGCCGCACGCCGAUCGAGCUGUCGCGACGAUGCAAUACGCUGCUCACGACUAUUGUGAAGGAGUUUGAGGACGGCCCCGCAGCUACUACCGGAAAGGCCUCCAAUGGGGUCAAUGGAAAGUCCAAGCGGGAGCCGGACGAGGACAAUGACGAGGACAGCAUUCUGAGCAUGGCACCGGCGAAGAAGAAGUCCAAGAACGGCGUCAAGAAUAAGACUCUUGAUAACGUCAAGUCAAAGUCUAGCAAACCUAGCUCAGCUUCUCCAUCCAGAGCCUCCAGCGUCGCUUCCAACACCAACUCCGUCGGCGGUGGCUCGUCCAAGAGCAAGAAGACCAAGACGCCGGUCAAGAAGAAGAAAUGA